AUGGCUCUCGUCACUCGAACCGGAACCACGUGGCGCCUCCCUCAGCGGCGAGCUUCGGCGUCCCUUCUCCACAGCAGUUCCUCCCGCACGGUGGCUCCUACGAGUUACUGUGCGCCGCCGACGCCGGCGAAGUCCUCCCCCGUGGGGUUGUCGAAGCCGGCGGAAUUCGUGGUCUCGAAGGUGGAUGCGCUCAUGAACUGGGCCCGCGUGGGGUCAAUCUGGCCCAUGACGUUUGGGCUGGCCUGCUGCGCUGUGGAGAUGAUGCACACGGGUGCGGCCCGCUACGAUCUGGACCGCUUCGGAAUCAUCUUCAGGCCCAGCCCACGCCAGUCCGAUUGCAUGAUCGUCGCCGGCACUCUCACCAACAAGAUGGCCCCCGCACUUCGCAAGGUUUAUGAUCAAAUGCCAGAGCCAAGGUGGGUGAUAUCAAUGGGAAGUUGUGCUAAUGGAGGUGGAUACUACCACUAUUCAUACUCAGUUGUUAGAGGAUGUGACAGGAUUGUUCCUGUUGACAUAUAUAUCCCUGGUUGUCCUCCAACUGCUGAGGCUUUACUCUAUGGCCUCCUCCAGCUCCAGAAGAAGAUCCAUAGGCGCAAGGAUUUCCUCUGGUGGUGGACCAAGUGA
This is a messenger RNA of Sphenostylis stenocarpa, 624 nucleotides long. Lineage: Eukaryota; Viridiplantae; Streptophyta; Magnoliopsida; Fabales; Fabaceae. The record is from the annotation of a GenBank genome assembly.